AUGGUCGGUGAAUCGCGACAAGCUGCCUCCGACUCGCGAGCCAGGAAGGCUCCGAGUCGCCAGUCACGCUCCUGCAAGGUCUGUCGGGCCCGCAAGGUUAAGUGUGACCGUGUCAAACCCUGCCAUGCCUGUUGCGCUCAUGGCUAUCCAUCGAAAUGCGUAUAUGAGAAUGUGCCUGACGAAGAGGCCCAUCCAAUCAGCCAGGCCGAGGAAAUUCGGAACCUUCGAUCGGAGAUUCGGGAACUCCGCGCUAGGAUAGACGAAAGGAAAGAUGGGUCCCAGACUGAGGAUCUGGAGCGGCUGGACCAGCUCGAGAGCUUAUUUGAGUCUAUUCGAUCCGCCCCGCUUAACGUGGUGGACUCGCUGGUGCGGGAUAUUCGAAGUGAGCAGAGCGGGCUGAAGAAUGAUUUGGUCAAGGUUGGUCCCUGGGAGGGCUAUGAAGCUUAUGAGAAAUAUGGCUCUCCUGUCUCUGUCAUUCCUAUACGCAAGCAUUCCAGGAAUGGUAGCCCGGAAAGUAACUUUAAUGAUCCAAUCUUCCGCGAUGACGAAGAUGCCGAAUUUGCAGAGAUCCUGUCAAUAGAGGGAUCAGACUCGUCCAGUUCAUCCGGCACAAUUUCUAUAAUAAAUCUGCAGCGACCAGCAGUCGAUGUGUUUGUGGAGCGCUUUGUGGACGCCUUUGCUCCCGAGGUUGACUCCAGACAUGGCCGAGCAGGUGCAAUACGCGCAGCUGCAGGGAUCCGCAUGUUUUCACCACUGAUCUCAGAUGCGUUUGAGGCAGUAUCUGUGGCCUUCUUUGGUAGGUCUAUCCAGAACAAGCAGAUCGAAGCGUCUGGUUUCCGAUUGUACCCGCGUGUCCUUCGAUCCCUACAGGAGGCCUUGAUCGACCCCGAGCGGUCAAAAACAGAAUCUACAUUGGUGACAGUAAUUCUUCUACUUGCCUUCGAGAGUGUGGAACGCACGACGCAAAGCGGUGUCCCUGCUCAUGUUCGAGGUGCAGUGCGCCUGAUUGAGCAUCGAGGCCCCGAGAAUCACAUGUACGGGGUUGAACAUCUCCUUUUCACGGAGCUGCGUCCAUACUGGAUUGGCGGAGCACUGGCGGCUCGCCAGCCCUCGUUCCUGGCCCGCGAAGAAUGGAAGACCAUCCCAUGGGCGGCUGGAACAACUAAAAAAGACAUUCUGCAUCACCUAGUUGAUAUUGCGACCGAGAUUCCCGGCCUGCUGGCACAGUCCGAUUCAUUCAAAGAAGCACAAGCUACACACACAAUGGGCGCACAAGAAAUGGCUGUCAAGCAAGCAGCUCUUUGGAAUGGAAUCACCGAGUGCACGGCACAGUUCCAGCAGUGGUAUAGAGACUGGGUUGAAUGCUUCCCGGAAGGACCAAUUCAGGAAGUUGCGCAGACGGGAAAUCAAGACUUCCCCAUAUUCAAGCGGCGUAACUUGCGUACGGGUGAGGUCUAUGCGCCGACUAUAUUCUCCUACCCCAAUCUCCUGCUGGCACAGACCAUGUGCAUGUACUUCGCCGUCCGACUCAUCUUAUCCAGCAUCGAUACUCGCCCUGAAGACCGGAUCACGCCCAUGGAGCAAUAUGAGUUUGGCUGUGGCAUUUGUCGGACUCUGGAGUAUUAUAUCAUGACUGCACCGGGGAACAUGAUUAAUCGUCUUGCCUUUCCUACUCGGGUCGCCUGGGAGGCCUUCCCUGAUGGUGGUCCUGAACAAGCGUUCAUGGUGGAGGUUCUGCAUCUGGUAGAACGACGCCACGCGCUGGGUCUUUGGGGUAGUGCGAUGGCUGAGCUCUCGGUGCGGGAGAAUUCUCCGCUCAAUGAUGGUAAACUAUAG
Penicillium daleae is the source of this 1836-nucleotide messenger RNA. Its product is annotated as Zn(II)2Cys6 transcription factor domain-containing protein. Gene Ontology annotation, molecular function: DNA-binding transcription factor activity, RNA polymerase II-specific; zinc ion binding. The transcript has 6 exons. The record is from RefSeq and is a predicted model, not a curated record. NCBI's taxonomy places the organism in Eukaryota, Fungi, Ascomycota, Eurotiomycetes, Eurotiales, Aspergillaceae. The coding region runs from base 1 to 1836 and encodes 611 amino acids. Gene Ontology annotation, biological process: regulation of DNA-templated transcription.